Messenger RNA from Cotesia glomerata, 1378 nucleotides. RefSeq lists its product as uncharacterized. The record is from RefSeq and is a predicted model, not a curated record. Lineage: Eukaryota; Metazoa; Arthropoda; Insecta; Hymenoptera; Braconidae. The annotation marks the transcript as partial. The transcript is spliced from 5 exons.
UCAUGGCUGACGGGUAUCGCGGAUGCAUUUCUUCGCGGCCACCAGGACAUGGGAAGUGAUUUGCCGAUGGCUCAGGACUUUUAUAAGAUGCACUGCCAAUUGUUGGAGGACUUGGGGAAACGUGGGGAUGAAAUUGACGAAGCACUGUCGGUUUUAUCGGGAACAAUUAUGGAAAUAACUGACGAGAGACAGCGAAUUGCUCAGAAGAAGCACAUUGAAGAUCGUGUUGAUGCUCUGAGAGACUCUUGGUUAGAUUGCAGGCAUACUGUUGAAGCAAGACUUCAUCUUAGUGCUCUGUAUGUCGAUUUUCAUGAAGCGGCUAUUGCUCUGGGGAAAGAACUCGAUGAAGUUGAGAGCGAAUUCAAGAAACAUUCGGAUAAUGCUGAAGAGGGAAGAAUAGAUGAUUUAGAAAAACGAUGGAAUGAAUUGCGGCCGCUUUAUAUGAGACUGACUAGUGCUGGAUCUGCAUUUUUAGCUGAAGCUGAUAGGUGCACUGAUGCGUACUUGGACAUCCUGCGUGCACGGUUGUGCGUAGAAACGACCUGGAACGCUGCUAACAGGCAACUAACCGUGACUGAAUCAUGGGAGAACUGGCAGACUUCUGUUGUUACAACAAGGGAGCGGAGAAUUGAACAAGAGAGACGAUUUGAAGAAACUACUAAAACAUUAGCAUGGGCAACCAAGUUUGGUGAACAGCUUUAUCCUAUCAUCACUUCUGAGUCUAUUAAACCUUCUAUGCCAGAAUCAAAGAGCGUUGAGAGCUUCACUAAUGGAGAUGAUAAUGUAAGCGAACGAAUAAAAGAAAAAUUAUCAAAAGUUUACGAGCAUCUUCGAACGACUGCAACAGAUUAUCAAAACCUUCUUGAAUCAUUAAUUUCUAUUUUCGAUGAUCUAGUUCAGAUUGAAAAUAAAAUGGAGGAAGUAAAUGAAAUUCGCAAAAAUUUAGAGCAAUCAUCUGGAUUUCUUACGGAAUCUGGACGAGAUGAAGUACGAAUGAAAGCGGAAACAAUAAAUAAAAUACGCGACGCGAUAACAGAAGUACUUAAAAAUGUUGAGCCGGCGAUUGAUCAAGUUAUAUCGAGAAUCAGAACCCAAGAGCCCGCAGAAGCUGCAGUGCAAGAAACAGAAAAAUUAAAUCAAGUUUUUAAUAUUACUUCUGCUAACUGGGAGAACGCUUGUAUGGAAGCCAAGUUUAAGUUUGAUAAACGUUUGCUGUUUUGUAAUUUUGCUGAUGAUUUGGAUCGUAUUGAUGCUGAUCUUAUGCAUUUAAGUGAUCAAUUAGCUGGCAGUGCUGAGUCAGGGCAUCGUUUUACUGGCGACUCUUUGCCGGCUGCUGAAGCUGCUUCUUCAGCAUUUUGCAUUUCGAAAAACUGUUACG